Messenger RNA from Caenorhabditis briggsae, 1050 nucleotides. Bases 1 to 1050 code for a protein of 349 amino acids. The record is from RefSeq and is a predicted model, not a curated record. The transcript has 5 exons. NCBI's taxonomy places the organism in Eukaryota, Metazoa, Nematoda, Chromadorea, Rhabditida, Rhabditidae.
AUGUAUGUCCUCCUCAACUUGAAAGAUGACAAGAUGCUCCAAAAUGUGGUGCAACUAUUGUUUGCCCAUGGUCAUCGCCAACUCUCUAUCGGCGAGACCAUCGAAAACUUGUGCCCAACCUGUGAGAAGUCGUCGUCAUCAAACCACUCCACGUCUGCGGUAACGUCAUCAACCACGUCACCAACUACACCCUCAACACCUCCACGGACACGAUCCUCGUCAUCAAUGGCUGGAGCUUCGCCAUCGUAUGCUACAGUAACCACGGCAGCACUCGUAGUUCCAACUUUGUGUUCGCCAAAAAGGGAAUUCGUGUGCUCCACACCAAUUAAGAAUGAUAAGUCGCAUCUUAAAAGGCCGUUUGUCCCAAUCUCACCGAUCCUUCCACACCGUGCUCCACAAGAAAAAUAUGAAGACGUCAGUGUGAAAGAAGAGCCAAGCGAUGAGGGAAAUGAAGAUCCGGAUAUGUCAGUAGAUGUUGAUGACGAUUUGGAAGAUCUGACUCUUAGCCAAGCACUGGAGCUUUUUGAUCGAACAAACUUCCAGGAGCCAAGGUCAAAGAAGCAGAAGACAGAAGAACCUUUCGGCGAGCUCUACCAGUGUCAAUUGUGCAAAAAAAGCAUCUCAAGGCAUGGGCAGUAUGCGAAUCUUUUGAAUCAUUUGUCACGUCACGCACGUCUUCAUGCUUCGAAGAAACAAUAUUGUUGUCCGAAAUGUGGAGCGAGCUUUACAAGGAGGUACUUGGCAUCGACGCAUAUCAAGGAGGUCCACGGAGAAGCAACGCUACAGCCACAUGAUUUUGCCGCUGAACUUCGUGAAGAAUACCGUCGACUGCUGGAGAUGUGCUUCCCUGGAGCUGACAAUCGCCGGAAACAGCAGCAAGCUCAAUCCCAGGCAACAAAAGACUCUAUUCUGAAUAUUCUCUCUGAUGAUAGUGGAGUUUCUGUCAACGAUGCUUCGGAUUUGAACAUCUCUGUUGGAAACGAGAAAAUUGAAGUUCAUGUUGGCGCGGGGGAUGGUGACGACGAUCUUCAGGAUCCAGACUCCCCAUGA